Molecule: messenger RNA, 833 nt
Organism: Drosophila subobscura
Lineage: Eukaryota; Metazoa; Arthropoda; Insecta; Diptera; Drosophilidae
Exons: 2
Coding region: 105-782 (225 amino acids)
Source: RefSeq, a predicted model, not a curated record
CCGAGCUGUCGAGCAAAUCGAAGCGGCAGCUGACUGAACAGCAAACAAAAAAAUAGCUCAAAAUUAUCUAUCAAGCAAAAGCAAUAGCAAAAUAAUUGUUCUCCAUGUCCGGACCGAAUACGAAGCGGCAGCUGCGCGGAGCCAUCAAGGCAGCCAAUGCCGGUCCUCAGUCCAGCGAUGUGGCUCCAGUGGAUCCUGACGAUGAGCCCAGCACCUCGCGGCAGGCCCAGCAGGAGGAGGAAGGAUUGCGGCUGCAAUCGAAGCCUGUGAAUGCCGUCGAAUCGGGUGAGACGCAGACGCUACCCAAGCCGAGCAUCGAGUACCAUGUGCAGCAGGGCGAGAGCUCGGACGAGAGCGGCCAUCGGCUGGAUGAAGACUGCGGCUGGAAUCCCGGCGAGCUGGCGGAUCUGGACAGCAAACGGAUGAACCUAUGCAGCACUCGCUCCGACGAGGUGAGCUACUGGUCUGGCGAUGAGCAGGUCAUGCCCUUGGACUCGAUCUUUCUGAUGGCUCCCAUACCCAAACGGGAGAGCUUCUGCAGUGCUCUGAUGCGCAGCCUCAGCGACUGGACGAUGCGCAUUUUCGCCGGCUUUGGGCUGACACACCAGCAGGCAUCUUCGGCCUGGUACAAACACUGCUGGGACACACCCGGCGCCGACUACAGAGGCCACACCAUAUUGGAUCUGUGCAGCAUCAACGACACGAACGACAUCUCCGGACCCCAAGCCAGCUCCACACUCGUUGGCGAGAGCAGCACCACGAUGACCGCUCUUCAAGACUAAUCCCAAAACACUCCUUUCGCAUCUAUAUUUAUCUCCAUAAACUCCAAUAAC